CAAUGUCAAGUUCUGCAUUGAUGCAAGCCAGCCAGAUGUAGGGAGCUGGCUUAAAUACAUCAAAUUUGCUAGAUGCUUCAAUCAGCACAAUCUGGUUGCGCGCCAGAUAAAUGAUCAGAUAUACUACAGAGUUAUUAAGGAUAUUGAACCUGGAGAAGAACUACUCAUUUUCAUGAAAACUGGUGGCUAUUUACAUGAUAUAAUGGCUCCAGAUAUACACGAAGAACAUCAGUAUCGCUGUGAGGAAUGUAACCAGCUGUUUGAGUCCAAAGCUGAACUAAUGGACCAUCAGAAGUUCCCCUGCAGUACUUCUCAGUCAGUAUUCCCCCGAGUAAAUGAGGACUUCCCAGAGAACCUUGGCAGCUCACAUGACCUCAGCGAGAAACAUGAUGUUUCAGAAUGCAAAGAGUGUGACCAAGAGUUUCCUGAUGUACAAAGCCUGGAGAGUCACAUACUUGCCCACAGUGAGGAACGAGAGUAUAAGUGUGACCAGUGUCCUAAGGCAUUCAAUUGGAAGUCAAACCUGAUUCGCCAUCAGAUGUCCCAUGACAGUGGAAAGCACUAUGAGUGCGAAAACUGUGCCAAGCAGGUUUUCACUGACCCCAGUAACCUCCAAAGGCAUAUCCGUUCACAGCACGUAGGAGCAAGGGCCCACGCCUGUCCGGAGUGUGGAAAGACAUUUGCCACCUCAUCUGGCCUCAAACAACACAAGCACAUCCACAGCAGUGUCAAACCUUUUAUAUGUGAAGUUUGUCACAAAUCCUACACACAGUUUUCUAAUCUGUGUCGACAUAAGCGUAUGCAUGCUGACUGCAGAACACAAAUCAAAUGCAAAGACUGUGGACAGAUGUUUAGUACUACAUCAUCAUUAAAUAAACACAGAAGAUUCUGUGAAGGAAAGAAUCAUUUUGCAGCAGGUAGUCUAUUUGGUCAAAGCAUUUCUCUCCCUGGACCUCCAUGUUUGGACAAAGCUUCUAUAGUUAAUAUGAACCAUGCAAAUCCAGCCCUUGUGGAUUAUUUUAGUUCCAGCAGGCAUCCUUCUGGUCUAACAUUUCCAGCAGCACCAGGAUUUCCUUUUAGUUUUCCUAGCUUGUUCCCUUCUGGCUUAUAUCAUAGACCACCUUUAAUUCCUGCUACAUCUCCUAUUAAAACAACAGCAGGUAAUGAACAAUUAAGUAACAGUCAGAGUCCUCUCUUAGCUCAUGCUCAGACAUUACCUGCAACACCUGAUAUUUUAAAAGCACUGAGUAAACAGACAUUGUUAAGUGAAAGUAAGUUAAUGGAUCACCACUCAGAAAAUGUGUCUGAAAUAAAAACACAUUUGAAACUCAGUGAUCACUCAGAAAGCAGUGAUCUUGAUGAUGUUAGUACGCCAACGGGUAGCGAUCUGGAAACAACAUCUGGCUCUGAUGUCGAAAGUGACAUUGAAAGUGACAGAGACAAAUGUAAACUUAAAGAUAAUGGUGCCAAUUUUAAACAAAAAAUGGCCACUUCUGACAAUUCCAUUUCAGUAAACAGCAACAAAAACGAUUUCCCUAAAAAUUCAGCUUUUUCACCUUCUUUAGAAGAACAGACUGCAGUUUCAGGAGCAGUAAAUGAUUCUAUAAAAGCCAUAGCUUCCAUUGCUGAAAAGUAUUUUGGCUCCACUGGUCUUGCUGGAAUACAGGACAAAAAAGUCGGAACUUUGCCUUAUCCAUCCAUGUUUCCCCUUCCAUUUUUUCCAGCAUUUUCACAGCCAAUUUACCCAUUUUCUGAAAGAGACUUGCGGACGUUACCUUUGAAACUAGAACCUCAGUCACCCAGUGACACAAAAAAGAUCCAGAGGAAUAGCACUGAAUCCCCUUUUGAUCUUACAACUAAACGCAAAGAGGACAAGAAUGUUUCUCCAGUAAGUUCAAAGCCAGUAGUCCCAAAUUCAUCGAGCCAAGAACAGCCACUAGAUCUGACCAUGGGCAGUAGAAGUCGGGCAAAUGGAACAAAACAAACAGAACCUCAUAAAAGUCAUGUGUUUGGUGACAGAAAAGGUACAGACAUAGAACAAAGGAGGAAGCUAGACACGACACUGCAGCAUGCUCGACCUACCCCGUUCUUCAUGGAUCCGAUUUACAGGCCUUCACUGAAAAGGACCUUUGGCCAAUCAGACUUUCCUAAUAAUGAAAGGGUAGAAAAAAGAAAAUUAAAUGACCCUCUAGAAGCCCUGAAAGAAAAAUAUGUCAGACCUCCACCAGGCUUUUUGUUUCAUCCUCAGAUGUCAGCUAUAGAAAACAUGGCAGAAAAACUGGAGAGCUUCAGUUCCCUGAAACCAGAAGGAAGUGAGCUGAUGCAGUCUGUACCAUCCAUGUUUGGUUUCAGGUCCCCUCCAAAUACUCUUCCAGAAAGUCUCCUCCGAAAAGGAAAAGAGCGCUAUACCUGCAGGUACUGUGGAAAAAUCUUCCCAAGAUCAGCAAACCUCACUCGUCAUCUAAGAACACACACCGGGGAACAGCCAUACAGGUGCAAGUACUGCGAUCGCUCAUUCAGCAUUUCCUCCAACUUACAGCGACACGUGCGCAACAUCCACAAUAAGGAAAAACCAUUCAAAUGUCACUUGUGUGACAGAUGUUUUGGUCAACAAACUAAUUUAGAUAGGCAUUUGAAAAAGCACGAGAAUGGAAACAUAUCCGGAACUGCAACAUCGUCACCUCAUUCUGAACUAGACAGUACUGGUGCAGUAUUAGAGGACAAAGAAGAUUCAUACUUUAAUGAAAUACGAAAUUUCAUUGGAAACAGCAAACAAAAUGAACAUUCUCCUAGAAAUUCAGAAAACAGAAUAAACGAUAACCAUUAUGAGGAGCAGAAUGCUGUGAGAGCAAGCCAGAGCUCAGAUGUCUUAGAUGAUGAGGAAGAUGAAGAAGAGAUAGAAGAUGAAGUCAUGCUGGAGGAUGAGGAGGAUGAGGAAGAAUCUGACAUUUCAGGAAAGCAUUUGUGUGAGCCAAGCGCUAACAGUGUGGAUAAUGUCAACCCAGAUGACACUGAAUAUGAAGAUGAAACUGAACUGGCACUGAAUUGUAAAGUCUCUCCUAGCAGGUACAAUACUAAUGAAAACAAGAAGGCCCUUUCUGCACUGGAUCAUAUACGGCACUUCACAGACAGCCUCAGCCUGAGGAAAAUGGAGGAAAGCCAGUACAGUGAGGCUGAUCUCUCUGCUUUCAGCACCUCUCACCUUCCAGAGGAAAUGAAGUCACCACUGUACAGGAAGUCCAAGUCACAGGCAUAUGCUAUGAUGCUGUCGCUUUCUGAUAAAGACACUGUUCACACUAGUACCCCCAAUAUGUGGCAUAAUAUGGCAAGAGCUGCUGCUGAAUCCAGUGCCAUCCAGUCUGUGAGUCACGUAUGACACUGUGGAACCUUACCGAAGUGGGACCAAGUCCGAUACUGUAGCACAGCGGAUGCAGGAGGGACUCUUUUAAAGACUGCUGAGCAGAAUGCCUUAUAAAUCUGCAGGGUCACUUGUCAAAAAAAUCUUGUGACCUUAAACCGAAUAAUUUUUAAUAUAGAAACUAUUUAUUCUCGAUAUUUCGUUUUGCACAGUAAAGGCAGCUGCUGAUUUCUUGAGUAUCCGUGUGAUGCAAAGACAUUUCCACAGAAAUGUAAACCUCAGUGGGCUACAUAAGUCUUCCAUUUUAGCCAGUGAGGAAGUGACACUGCAUUAAAACACAGUUUGGCACUCCUUGUAAUUGUUUUUGUUUUGUACAAAGAAGUAUAUGACAUAGCUUAGAGGACAUAUGCUUUUAGUUUUAAAAAAAGUUACUUUACUUCCUUUCAAACAUAAUUAUUUACCUUUUGAAAAGAAAAAAAAUUAAUAUCCAAAAAUAUAUGUUUUCCGUUAACUCACCAAACACAGGAGUUUUUCUUAUACAAGAACCGUGUAUGCCUAUCUGUAACAUAAAACAGAGAGAAGGUGUUUAAUUCAUGCUGGCUUUGUGAAUGCUGCAGUCUGCAGAAGAUGGCUCAUUCUUAAAUCAGUUACAUAAUUGAAUCUCUUCAUUUGAUUUAUGGACCAAGGUUUGUUCAUCUGAAGUCAUAUGUUUUACAUUUAAAUGUUUGUUGUUUAAGUCCUUGUAACUGUGUUUCAUGUUUAGACAAUCAUGGUUUCAUGGGGGGCGGGUUAUUGUUGUGGAUCAUGUAUUUAUUUGUUGGCAGACUGUAGUUUGUUGAUUUACAUAGCACUGUUCCAAUCCAACACUUACUGAUCUUAGGCAAAACCAAGUUCAAAACCUGUUAGGGAUUGGUCUUUAUGUAUGUGAGUGCCAAAAUAGUGUUCACAUUUUUUCUACAUUAUCUGUUAUUGAAAAUUAAUAAUAAAAUAGAUAUUGACUUAGUUUUUUUUUUUUUUUUGCAAUACAAUUGAUUCAAUUGUAUAAACAGUUAUGUUCAUCAUUAAAGCAUGAUUUGCCUGAUUAAAGCUUCCAAUAUUUUAUGCUGGUUUUCUGCAAGUUCGUGUAAUGUUGCAUUCAUAUUAAUUCUACUCGUAAGGUAAAGUGUGCCAAAACUAUGAUAAAACUGCAGAUUGUAUCCAUUUAUUUUUCCUAUAAUAAGGGACCAGAUCUUUUUUGUUUAUUUUUUCUUUUAGGGUUUAUUAACUCAUUUUGAAAUAUUAGGCAAGUUGUGGUACUUUUCUUUAAUGCUUUGUACAAUGUAACUGUUAUGCAUUUCAUUAAAUCUGUGGGAGGAGAAACACAGAAAUAAAAGGACUACAAAGAUGACUAGA
Molecule: messenger RNA, 4750 nt
Organism: Protopterus annectens (West African lungfish)
Lineage: Eukaryota; Metazoa; Chordata; Ceratodontiformes; Protopteridae
Gene: MECOM
Product: MDS1 and EVI1 complex locus
Exons: 15
Coding region: 173-3376 (1067 amino acids)
Biological process (GO): regulation of transcription by RNA polymerase II
Cellular component (GO): nucleus
Molecular function (GO): DNA-binding transcription activator activity, RNA polymerase II-specific; RNA polymerase II cis-regulatory region sequence-specific DNA binding
Source: RefSeq, a predicted model, not a curated record